Messenger RNA from Terrapene triunguis (Three-toed box turtle), 1639 nucleotides. RefSeq lists its product as uncharacterized. NCBI's taxonomy places the organism in Eukaryota, Metazoa, Chordata, Testudines, Emydidae. The coding region runs from base 831 to 1484 and encodes 217 amino acids. The transcript is spliced from 2 exons. The record is from RefSeq and is a predicted model, not a curated record.
GCAAGGCUGUAGUGUAGACACCGACAUAAUUAGGUUGAUGUAAGCUGCCUUACAUUGACCUAAUUCUGUAGUAUUGAUCAAACCUGAGACUGCAGCUUGUGUCCACACUAGUCUGGAAAUUGCCAACCUUAGCUCUUGUAUAGACUGGCCACAUGGUCUUUUAACUCUCCUCUUGUCCAUAGCUGCACAGAGGCCUGCUCUACACUACAAAGUUAGGUCGACACAAGGCAUCUUACGUCAACCUAGUUGUACAUGUACACUUAAAUUGGUCUCCCACCCAUGUAAGUGCCCCUUUACUCCAACAUAGUAACACCAUCUCCCCAAGCAGCAUAAAGCCACAAUCAACGUACUUAGGUGGAUGCAAUGCAAGCAUAGACACUGCAUUAUUUAUUUUGACCCUAACUGUCCUCUACAGCUGUCCCACAGUGCCUCUCAUGAACUGCUCUGGUCAUCAAUGUGAAUUCCAUUGCUCAGGGGUCAUGGAGACCAGAAUUACCCCUGCCUCUUUAAAGCCCCACAAAUUUUUGAAACUCCUUUUUUCCUGAUUGCCCAGCUUGGCAAGCACACCUAGCAGCUCUCCAUUGUUGAGUGCAACUGCCCAGCUGAUCAUGCUGGCUACACGCUCUAGUCACACUCAUGUCUGGAGUAGACAUGCAAUAUUGGAUUUUCUGGGCCUGUGGGGAGAGGAGGCUAUGAAGUCACAGCUCCAAACCAACAACGUCUAUGAGCGGAUUGUUCAGCAGAUGCAGGAAAAGGGAUACAACAGGGACUAGCAGCAGUGUCGCUAAGGAGCUGCAGCAGGCAUAUCAGAAGGCCAGGGAGGACAACAAAUGGAUAUGAUACCAAGCCGCAGACCUGCCACUUUUACUACGUGUGUCAUGCUGCAUGCUAUACUCAGCAGAGACAUCACCCCCAACCCUCACAGCAGCAUGGAUACCUUCAAGGAGCCGGAGUCACAGAUGCCUGCUGUGAACAGGGAGGAGGAGAAUGGGAGACAGGUGACCAGGGGAUCCUGGUACACAGCAAGCCAGGACCUGUUUUUGACCCCACUGCAGUCUAGCCAGUUCACCAGUCAAGCCCAAUCAGCUGCCAUUGCAGCAUGUAAGGUCUCCCCCUUCACACCCACAGAUCACCCAAGUCAGAUAAGGAGGAGAAAGAAGAGGACUUGGGAUGACAAGUUCAGUGAGAUCCUGAAAGCCAGUGCAACAUUGGACCGUGAGCACAGGGCCUGCAGGGUGAACAUUGCAGGCAGCUUGGAGAAAGAAAGAGUGGACAGGAGAAAGAAAGGCUCAGGAGUCCCAACAAGAAAAGCAGAGGGAGAUGCACGAAGACAUAAUGGGGCUUCUCAGGCAGCAAACACAAAUGCUAUAGAUCCUGGGCUUGCUUCCUUCUGCAGCCCAUUGAGAACUCAAUAUCGGGACCUCCCUACAUCCCCCACACACACACAUUUUGUGGGGCAUCAGAGAUUGUUGCAUUACCCUUAACCCUCCACCCCAGGGGAAAUUAAAGACAAACUGAGCUUCAGAUACAGCAACCGUGGCUUUCACAGGUUAGCGUAUGUAUAGCUGAAAUAGAUAUGAAUGUUUUCCCUGUUGUAAUUUCUGUUUUCUUAAUAAAAUUUACUAAAUUAAGUUUUUAA